Messenger RNA from Xiphias gladius (swordfish), 2081 nucleotides. It is a transcript of the gene tada2a, whose product is annotated as transcriptional adaptor 2A. The record is from RefSeq and is a predicted model, not a curated record. The transcript has 15 exons. NCBI's taxonomy places the organism in Eukaryota, Metazoa, Chordata, Actinopteri, Istiophoriformes, Xiphiidae. Gene Ontology annotation, biological process: chromatin remodeling; regulation of transcription by RNA polymerase II. Gene Ontology annotation, molecular function: protein binding; zinc ion binding; chromatin binding. Gene Ontology annotation, cellular component: nucleus; SAGA-type complex. Bases 123 to 1460 code for a protein of 445 amino acids.
UACCUAUCGAUCGAUUUGGGCUCGACUAGCUUUGCCUUCGCAAUCAGGUUUACUUGCAAGCUUCGAAAAAUAGAUUGAUCCAAACAUCCAGUCUAGUUUUAGCUUUGUUGAAAAAUCAUCAUAUGGACCGGCUCGCAUCUUUUGGCAAUGAUCCCUUUGAUAAACCACCGUGCAGAGGUUGUUCAUCUUAUCUUACUGAGCCUUACAUCAAGUGUGCAGAAUGUGGACCCUCACCUUUUUUACUCUGCCUCCAGUGUUUCACCAGGGGAUUUGAAUACAAAAAGCAUCAGAGUGAUCACAAAUAUGAAAUCAUGACAUCAGACUUCCCUGUACUGGAGCCUGGGUGGACGGCACAGGAAGAGAUGGCCCUGUUGGAGGCAGUCAUGGACUGUGGUUUUGGAAACUGGCAAGACGUGGCAUAUCAGAUGCGCACUAAGACCAAAGAGGAAUGCGAGAGCCACUACAUGAAGAAUUUCAUCAACAACCCGCUCUUCUCCUCCACUUUGCUCAGCCUGCGGAAAACAAAAGACUCUCACUUUGCAGAGGGCGCUAUUCCUUUCAAACCCACUGAUGAUCCCCCUCGGCCCACAUUUGACUCUGUGCUGUCUCGAGACAUGGCCGGAUACAUGCCAGCCAGAGCGGACUUCAUGGAGGAGUUCGACAACUAUGCUGAAUGGGAUUUAAAAGACAUCGACUUUGUGGAUGAUGACUCAGACAUCCUUCGUGCGCUCAAGCUUGCAGUUGUUGAUAUAUAUCAUUCAAGAUUAAAGGAGAGACAGCGGAGGAAAAAGAUUAUCCGAGACCAUGGGCUGAUCAACCUUCGGAAAUUCCAGAUGCUGGAGCGAUGUUACCCCAAGGAGGUGCAGGAGCUGUACGACGUCAUGAGGCGAUUUGCCAGAGUGGUUGGACCAAUUGAACAUGACAAAUUCAUCGAAAGUCACGCACUGGAGUUUGAGCUGAGGAGAGAGAUCCGCCGGCUGCAGGAGUACAGGAAAGCAGGGAUCAAGUCCUUCUGCAGUGCCAAGGUGUAUGAGCGGGUGAAGCGAAUGCGUGAGGACGAGCGUAGGAAGAGGACCAUGUUGUGUGACGUGCUGCAGUACAUCCAGGAUGGCAGAGCCUGCCAGCAGUGGCUCAGCAAACAGGCUGCAAUAGAUGCUGGCAUCACUCCAGCUGUCACAACGAUCACAGUGUCAGCAACAGGUAGGCGGAGCGCCCCUCCUCUCAAUCUGACCGGACUGCCGGGGACAGAGAAGCUCAACGAGCGGGAGAAAGAGUUAUGCCAGGUGGUGCGGCUGGUGCCGGGAGCCUACCUGGAGUACAAGCAAGCCCUACUUAAUGAGUGCAGACGACAGGGUGGGCUGCGGCUGGCACAGGCCCGAGCGCUGAUCAAAAUAGAUGUCAACAAGACACGCAAAAUCUAUGAUUUCCUAAUCAAAGAGGGCUAUAUCACUAAGGCCUAGGCGCAUUUGAUUUGUCCACAGAGGAGAUUGGAUCGUGGUUAGUGAUUCAUUUUAUUCCCAUCUUGUAUCAUCGUAAGCCUUUGUUUUGUAAGUUUAAGAUUGUUGCUGCUCUUUUGAAAUAUUGUAACAUUUGCAAGGUUCCGUGUUUCUGAGUCUUAAAUGUAUUAAAAAGACAAAUCUCUUUGUAUAAUUAUUUGUCAGAAGAACAGGGCCUCAUAUUAAAAUGAGAAUGUAUUUAUUUCUCCUGUCAUAAUAUGUUAUUAAAAAAAUCAUUUUUAGUCUGUAUGUUGAUAUUUUAAUUUAAACCUAAUGGGCUCCACUUGGACUGAUAUAUUUGGUAAAACUUUGUUUUAUAGGUCCCAUAUUUUCCCAAAAUUUCAUCGAAAUGAACUGAUAUGUAACUAUAAAUUCAUAGGAAAUUGUGUGUAAAGAACUCUGUAAUUUUGAACUAAUUAUAAGAAUUUGAAAGACUGGAAAUCUUCUGAUUAAUUGAUGCCAGUAAAUUGAUUGUGUGUCAAGCGAACCUUUUAGUCAGUGCUCAACUGAACUUGCUAAAAUGUGAAAAUUCUCUACAGGAAAAAAUACAACACUAAAUAUAUGGAGAAUAAAGUUUUGAAGGAA